Messenger RNA from Huiozyma naganishii CBS 8797, 2598 nucleotides. RefSeq names its product Kha1p (gene KHA1). Bases 1 to 2598 code for a protein of 865 amino acids. The record is from RefSeq and is a predicted model, not a curated record. The transcript has a single exon. Gene Ontology annotation, molecular function: antiporter activity; monoatomic cation transmembrane transporter activity. Lineage: Eukaryota; Fungi; Ascomycota; Saccharomycetes; Saccharomycetales; Saccharomycetaceae. Gene Ontology annotation, biological process: proton transmembrane transport. Gene Ontology annotation, cellular component: membrane.
AUGGCUGUUGUAGGCGGGGUUCCUUCUGGAAUGAACCCAUUCCACUACAACUCGAGUUCGCCUCUCACGCUAUUUUUGUUUCAGACGUGUUUAAUUCUGGCGACGUGUAAUUUAAUUCAUAUCCCUUUUUCGAUGAUACGACAGCCAAAAGUUAUCUCAGAGGUUAUUGCCGGUGUGAUUUUGGGUCCUACAGUAUUCGGACAGAUCCCCAACUAUACAGAAACAGUGUUUCCUGCAUCAUCCAUUCCAGGUUUGAACCUGACAGCAAAUCUUGGAAUUAUCCUGUUUAUGUUCUUUCUAGGUCUGGAGGUCGAUUUGCCUUUCAUCAAAAAACACCUGAAAACCGCACUAUCGAUCGGGAUAACCACCUUGGCGGUGCCAUUCGGCUGUGGUUGUCUACUGGCUAUACCUUUGUUUCAUAAUUAUGCUAAUAAAGAUCCUGACGCACGAAUAAUUAAAUUUACAGUAUUCAUGAUCUUCAUUGCUGUGUCUAUAGCUGUUACAGCUUUUCCAGUCCUUUGUAGGAUUUUGAACGAAUUGAGAUUAAUUAAAGACAGAGCUGGUGUUGUCGUUUUAGGUGCUGGCAUCAUUAACGACAUUUUGGGCUGGAUCCUGUUGGCAUUGAGUGUCAUUUUAUCCAGUUCCAAUUCCGAUCCUUUGAACACUGUUUACAUCUUACUUUGCACGCUUGGCUGGUUUUUGGUGUAUUUCUACCCUAUACGGUUUAUUCUAAAAUGGGGGUUAGUAAAAACCCACGAACUAGAAAGAACGAAACCUUCGCCGUUGGCCACCAUGUGCAUUUUAUUCGUCAUGUUUAUCUCUGCAUACUUUACAGAUAUCAUCGGCGUACAUCCAAUUUUUGGUGCCUUUAUUGCUGGAUUGAUUGUCCCUAGGGAGAACCAGUAUGUGGUGAAAUUAACAGAGAGAAUGGAAGAUAUACCGAAUAUUGUUCUAAUCCCCAUCUAUUUUGCAGUUGCCGGACUGAACGUUGAUUUAACUCUAUUGAAUGAGGGCAAGGAUUGGGGGUUUGUAUUUGCCAGUAUCGCUAUCGCUAUCGCGAGUAAGAUUAUAUCAGGCUCGUUGAUGGGUAAGCUGCAUGGAUUAUUUUGGAGAGAGUCGCUAGCAGUGGGUAUAUUGAUGUCUUGUAAAGGUAUUGUUGAGAUCGUUGUUCUUACCGUUGGUUUAAAUGCAGGAAUCAUUAGCCGAAAAAUAUUUGGUAUGUUUAUUCUGAUGGCCUUAGUGUCCACCUUCGUUACAACACCUUUAACUAUAGUCGCAUAUCCGAACUCAUACAGGGCAGAACUCCAGAAAUGGCUUGAUAAACCGGACGCUGAAACAGACACACAUUCGAGCGCAACUGAAUUCAUAAAGAUGCAAGAUUAUACUAAUCAACUGACUACGUUCAGCGAUCUGCUCAAGUUCCGUUUCAGUGAAAUAGUAAACAUCGUAAAUACUACCGAGGGUGUUUCACCAUCGCUAGAACUCAUCAACUACUUGAAUCUCGGUAAACAACCACCAAGAGUCGAACCGGUACAUCAUGAAGAAGCCAGUAAAGAAUCAACUUCAUCCAGUUUCAAAACAACUUCGAAAUUCAAGACCUUGGCAAAGCAUUUUUCUCGUCAAACAGAUGAUACAGGUCUGACGUGUAUUGAGGAAGCUCCUUCUGGAUUUGAAUACUGCAUACCCCUGAAAACUGUACAUAUAAGGUUAUUGACGGAAAGAACAACUGAUUUGCUUCGGUCAUCUACAAUGUACGAUGAUGACCCUCAUUUUGUUGCCAACUGUGACUCUCUUCUUCAAAUAUUUGCUAUCUUCGCGAAGCUAUCGAAAGUUCCAUUUUCCAGCGAGGUGAUCUUCUCAACAAUAAGAGAAAAAGCAGUGAAUAUUAGAUCAAUGGAUUUCUAUGACUCCGAUUUUGUGUUGUUGCCGCUCAAAGGUUCCACGUAUGAAUUAAGAGGUUCAUCUGUGCUUGUGGACGAUAAAUACAAAUCAUUUGAGAAUUUCUAUUCGCAUUUGCUAGGUCUGAAUGAGCUUCCUUCUGGAUUUUUUUCCCAAUUAUGUUCUCUAAGAGCUAGCAUUGGGGUAUUGAUAUCAAACACCGGUGGCAGGCUAAACGCCGAUAAGUUUAAAUGCAAAAGUUUUAACUUAUUACUCCCUAGUCCUAAUUUAUCGUCCUCUGACUUCCUGGGUGUUUACAUUCUUCUGCUGAUCAAACAUCGGUCCGUUAAAAACAGGGAUAAUGUGAACUGUACCAUUUUCACAAACGAGAAGAACACGUCGUUUUUAGGAAAUCUUUGUACCCAACUUGCAGAUCAAAGCUGGUUUCAUCCCUCCGAUAUUAGUUUCGUAUCUGUCAGUACGGAGGAGAAGACAGAAAACAGUGUGGAAUUUUCACCUUUUAUUGAGUCGAUCCUUUCCAAGGGCCUGUCUGAGGAGGCCAUUGAAAAUUUGGAGGAAACUACUUUUAUUGUACCAGAGCCGUUUUUCGAAGCGUCCGCUACAUUCACAGAUGAUGUUAAGGCUGUGGUUUUGAAGGGGGCCAACAGAAAAUUUAAUGUUCUAAUAACGCAUUAUUCGACUUCAAUCACAGGUACAUAA